Salvelinus namaycush (lake trout) is the source of this 2677-nucleotide messenger RNA. RefSeq names its product nocturnin-like. Gene Ontology annotation, biological process: circadian rhythm. The record is from RefSeq and is a predicted model, not a curated record. The transcript has 4 exons. The coding region runs from base 132 to 1658 and encodes 508 amino acids. Gene Ontology annotation, molecular function: poly(A)-specific ribonuclease activity. NCBI's taxonomy places the organism in Eukaryota, Metazoa, Chordata, Actinopteri, Salmoniformes, Salmonidae.
UGGAAGUGUCCUUUUUCUGAAGGUGGAGAAUUUAGGUUUCGCUUUUUGCCCAUUCUCACAAGGCUCAAGAUGACUAAAGAGAAGUUAACAUCGUUUUUGAAUACCUUUUAACCGGUAAUCCGAUCCGCGACAUGCACGCACACAGGGAGCUAAACGGUAAUUACCCCACAGGUGCGCAAAGCCCCGGUGAAAAAGAGAUGGAACCACCACCGGCAAACGCUGCAAUCGCCAUGUAUCAUCAAAGUCCUGCGGCGUCACGACUGUCAAGUAGUCUACUGACGCUGCCUAAAGCGUUACCGGCUUUCUGUGCGUCCACCCACGGCAUGCUCGUGAGGAACCCGGGGUUGCUGAAUUCACGGGCCGGUUCUCCUUAUUAUUCGGUGACACACAUCGGUAAUCUUAACAAUAAACCGAAGAAACAUGCGAUCCAAACAUGGCAGAAAUGCUUCGCAGAUUCCAUAGCCGUCUGUCCAAUGGGCAGUGGUGCCAGUAGACUCUACAGCUCCCUAGUCAACAACAGCACCACUACCACCCCGCUGGCCCAUCACCAGGACCCCCAGCACCCCUCCUCCUCACAGGGGUGUCACUCUCCCCCGGAGCACCCCGCGGACCCCCUGGAGCUGCUGAGGGAGUGUGAGGAGGCUCUACGGGACAGGCCUCCUCGCCUCCUCAGAGCCUUCAUCUCCCCCGGGGAGGGAGAGGUGGACAGGGAGGAAGUGGACAACAGUGCCACCCAGAGGACCAUCAGGGUUAUGCAGUGGAACAUACUGGCUCAAGCUCUAGGUGAAGGGAUGGACAGUUUCGUCAACUGUCCCCUGGAAGCCCUGAACUGGGCGGAGCGUAAAUACCUCAUCCUAGAAGAGAUCCUCACCUACCGACCUCACAUCCUGUGUCUACAGGAAGUCGACCACUACUACGACACCUUCCAGCCAAUCCUGGCCGGCCUGGGUUACCGCGGCAACUUCUGCCCCAAGCCCUGGUCUCCAUGUUUGGAUGUGGAGGGCAACAACGGACCGGAUGGGUGUGCUCUGUUCUAUGAUGAAGCCCGGUUUGACUUGGUGGAUAGUGUGAAUGUCCGGCUGUGUGCUGUUUUAAUACCCACCAACCAGGUGGCGGUCGUCACGACGCUGCGGUGCAGGGUGACAGGCCGGCGGCUGUGUGUUGCCGUGACGCACCUCAAAGCCCGGAGCGGCUGGGAAUGUCUCCGUAGUGCCCAGGGUUCCGACCUUCUCCGGAACCUCACCACCCUCACCCAAUCACCAGGGGGUCCUUCGGGUCCCACAGGCAUCGCCCCAGACACCCCUCUCCUUGUCUGCGGGGACUUUAACGCUGUGCCUUCUGAGGACGUCUACCAACGUUUCGCCUCGUCACCGUUGAUCCUUGACUCGGCCUAUAAACGGUUAAGCCGGGACGGGCUUUCGGAACCGGCCUACACCACGUGGAAGAUCCGGCCGACGGGAGAAUGUUGUACCACAUUGGAUUAUAUCUGGUACUCUAGAGAAGCGUUCAGUGUGGACGCCGUGUUGGAUAUGCCUACAGAGGAACAGAUUGGCCCUAACAGGCUUCCGUCGUACAACUACCCCUCCGAUCACCUCUCGCUGGUGUGUGACUUCAGCUUUAAAAAGCAGGAGGAGGAUCACAUGGACACUUUUGAUUGACAAUUCAAUGGAUGGAGUGACGGAACGAGGGAUGGAACGAGGGAUGGAGUGAACAGAAGCACCAUUAUCCCUCCCUCUGGGGUAUGAUGACUGGAGAACAGGAGGGAGGAGACUACCCGCUUGGUGUGAGCUUACUUUUCAUGGACUAAAACACUCUGAAUGAAGGAGAGACCGAGAGGAGUAGACUGCUGAAACUAGGUUCUAUGGUGCCUGUCUACAGUAUAGGUGUUGUUGUACCUCUGACACUGAGGAUUGCACCCUGCCUGCUGUUUGUACUAUUCAACUAUACUUGUCCUGGGCAGCGACGCUCCCCAUCCAACCUGACAGAAGAAACUCCCCAAAUUGAGGUGUGCCAAGCUUGUAGCGUCAUACUCAAGGCUGUAAUCGCUGCCAAAGGUGCUUCAACGAAGUAAUGAGUAAAGGGUCUGAAUACUUAUGGAAUUAUGUAAUAAAUUUGCAAAAAUGUCUUAACCUGUUUUUGCUUUGUCAUUACAGGGUAUUGUGUGUAGAUUGAUGAAAGAAAAGUAAUACAUUUUAGAAUAAUGUAACAAAAUGUAAAGGUGCCUGAAUACAUGUGGGUAUAUGUCCUUUUCUGGUCUAAUACUGGUCAGGUGUGUCAUUAAUGCCUACUGAUACUUGUACCAGGGCCAUGUUCAGUAAGAAAACAUUAUAGAAAUACCACUAAAUAGAGCCAACGUGAUUCCUUAUUGUAUAAGUCAGAGAUGCACGUUUGUUCUACAUAGAAAUAUGCUGUCUGAACGUACCCCUGGUCAGCUGGGGGUGAGCGUACCACCACGGUACAUUGAAUUUGUAAUAUAAAAAGUAUCUAGAUAUAUUUUAUCCAAAGCGAACUUACAGUAGUGUGUGUGGCCCCAGCGGGAAACCCAUGUACUACCAACUGACCCACACAGACUAUUUCCUGUCCAUGAGCAUCAGUCCCAGGAUAACAUGCAGGACAGUAGUUUUAUAUUCAAGCUGUCAGCCUUUGUGCAAUAAAAUAAUCUGCCAUUCUGUCUCUG